Messenger RNA from Schizosaccharomyces cryophilus OY26, 2311 nucleotides. RefSeq names its product peroxisomal docking protein Pex14. Bases 227 to 1042 code for a protein of 271 amino acids. Gene Ontology annotation, cellular component: peroxisomal membrane; peroxisomal importomer complex. The transcript is spliced from 2 exons. Gene Ontology annotation, molecular function: signaling receptor binding. The record is from RefSeq and is a predicted model, not a curated record. NCBI's taxonomy places the organism in Eukaryota, Fungi, Ascomycota, Schizosaccharomycetes, Schizosaccharomycetales, Schizosaccharomycetaceae. Gene Ontology annotation, biological process: protein import into peroxisome matrix, docking.
CUUAGACAUCGACAUUUUUAAGUAAGGAUUCGUUUCACCUAUUCAAUUAGCACUCUGAUCUUUUUCAAUAGCUCGUAUAUACAACAUUAUAUGAUUAAGUUUCAGCAUACAAAUUAAAUACUUGUUUAUUCUUUUGUCAUCUAUAUACUUUUAAUACUUUGUUGUUCCGAUUUCUACUGAAUUUUUUGUUCCUAUUUAGUCAAUACUAAGUCUACUUGCUUUUAACAUGAAACAAGAGCUUAUAAAGGAUGCUGUGGAGUUUCUAAGACAAGAUUCAAUCAUGAAUGCACCAGACUCUGAAAAGGCUAAAUUUUUGGGUUCAAAAGGUCUUAACCAGGAUGAAAUUCAGAAUGCAUUCGCGUUAGCGCAAAGUCCGCUGUACAACACAAUGGAGAAUUACUCAAAUAGUGAAAACACACUUACGAGAGACUGGAGAGACUGGUUUAUUAUGGGCGUCAUCUCUGGUGGAUUUGCAUGGUCUGCUUACACACUAGUAAAGAAAUAUGUUGUUCCUAUGUUAGAACCUCCAUCUCGUAGUGCAUAUGAAGAAGACAAGGAUGCAUUGGAUCGUAGGUUUGAAGAAGCUGAACGGACACUGGAUUCUUUGUCAGAAACAACAAAGAAGCUUGAAGAAAGAAGUGAAAAGAAUCAGGAUGAUCUCGAUGCCGCUUUAGACGACUUGGAGGAAACGCUCAGCACUUUGCGCCGCAACUCUGAUCAGCGAGAUCGAGAUAUUGCCAGGAUUUCUCAAGAUGUUUAUACUAUGAGUGCUAAAACCCUUCCAGAAUCUUUAGAAAGGAUCCAAAAAUCACAAGAAGAAGCAUUGAAGAAGCUUGCUGAAGAAGUGAAGCAACUGCAAUCUCUUCAACAAAACCAUCAAUCUUCAACGGGCGAACUCAGUGGCACUCCCGCUUUUAUAGACAAAGGUGGGCAACAACCAAACCUCGAAAAGACAAGUAACGAAGAAGAAGCUACUUCUCCUUUACCUGACUGGCAGUUAUCCAUGCAUGCUCAAGCUACUGAUGAUGUGGAUUUUUCGUGAAAUUGACAGUACAGCGAGUUUAGAACAAAACGCUUUUACGACCAACAGAAGGAAACAGAUUUAUUAGUCGUGCUAUCUAUAUCUGAACCCACUGGAAACUACGUACUAUGAUGUACAAGUUAUUCCUAAAUCUAUGAAGUGAUUUUUUUUGGUAUACAUGUAUAAUAUAUAAAUAUAUCUUCUAUUCAAAGAAAGCGGAGGAAGUAAAAGAUAAGUUUGCUUGCUUCAUAAACAGUAGAACCGGAGGCUUUUACAUAACAAUUUCUCCAACCAAACCGACCUUAAUCUCUUUAUGAGGGAGAACAAGGCAAUUUUGAACACGCACCUCAUCGUGGACAUGGCAAUCGGCACCCAUUACAGUUAUAGCCUGUACUUUAACAUGAUUACGCAUGAUAGUGGUAGAGUGCUGACUGGGCAAGGUAGGGGAUCCUUCUACACGAGACCAUUUACCGAUCUUGCAAUUACGAGAAAGAAUAGAGUGCAAGAUAACAGCUUGAGAGGAAACCUCACAGUCUUCUUGGAUAAUGGAAUUGCGAAUGCGUGCACCAUCAUCUACACGUACGCGAGCGCCAAUGAAAACAUUGGGACCGAUUUUAGCUCCACGGCUGACGGUGGCAGAAGGAUGGAUGAAAACAGGUUGAAUGAUUUCAGCUUCCGUAUCAGGGCGAGGAAGAGUGCCAUCGUGAUAAGCCUUUUGAAGGUAAAGAGAGUUAGCAGGGACAGCAGAACCGGCAGUUUUGAUUUGGCGCCAAAAUUCAGGUGCGUUAUAAGCAAAAAUAGCUUUAGAGGAGUCAGAGCAUAAAGGAGCCAAGACAUCAUCCUCCAAACUCAAAUAAUCUUCCAUUCCAUCAUCUAAAGAACGGAGUUGCUUCUCGACUUCCUCAAUACGGCGCUCAUAAGCUUUCUUGAUUUCGUCGAAAAUGGAGGCAUCAAAAACGUAGAUACCACAAGAAAUAAUGUUGGAUAAAUAAGAACUAGGCUUAUCAACGUAGUGCAAAACACGGUUCGUGUUGGGAUCCUCUACGAGGCAACCAAAGUUAGAGGCAUCUUCCUUGUUCACCUUAGUGGCCAUAAGGGUGACCAAAGCAUCCUUUGCUUGAUGUGAUUGCAACAGUUCAUUCAAGGGGAAGCUGCAGCAGACAUCUGCAUGCAUAACAAACACAUUAUCUGUAUGUCCUUUCAGGAUUUGGUCACGGAAAUGAUACAAUCCACCGCCAGUGCCUAAGCAAUUGUACUCGCGGAGAUAUUUGAUACGAUGAAACAUGGGGA